Hydra vulgaris (swiftwater hydra) is the source of this 3584-nucleotide messenger RNA. RefSeq names its product E3 ubiquitin-protein ligase MARCHF6. Gene Ontology annotation, cellular component: endoplasmic reticulum membrane. NCBI's taxonomy places the organism in Eukaryota, Metazoa, Cnidaria, Hydrozoa, Anthoathecata, Hydridae. Gene Ontology annotation, molecular function: zinc ion binding. The record is from RefSeq and is a predicted model, not a curated record.
GUUUUCUAAUCGGAUAUGAAAAUAAUGUCGUCACUUAAAACAAAGUUUAAUUUUUAGGAUAAAAACAUUGCCUCGAGCGAUGAAGAAAGACAUAAAACAUAACAUAUACUUUCCUGCAGAAUGAGAACUAAUUUUAUUAAAAAAUAUUAAAAAAUACACACAAUGAACGAUAUAUACGAUGAUGCAGAUUUUGAAGAUCGAUCUGAUGUGGAUUGUUGCAGAGUAUGUCGUGCUGAAGGCACUAAUGAAAAGCCGCUUCAUUAUCCUUGUUUAUGCACCGGUAGUAUUAAAUACAUUCACCAAGAUUGUUUGGUACUUUGGUUGAAACACAGCAAAAAAGAAUAUUGUGAGCUUUGCAAUCACAAGUUUACAUUUAGACCAGUUUACUCUCCAGAUAUGCCUAAAUCUAUACCUCUAGUGGAAUUAAUACAAGGUUUAGGGAAAAAUAUUCUACGAGCAUUGCGCUACUGGUUGCACUAUACAUUAGUGGUUGUUGCUUGGUUGGGAAUAGUUCCACUAACCGCAUAUCGAGUUUAUAAAUGUUUGUUUGCUGGAUCACUUCAUUCAUUAAUUGUUCUUCCUAUGGAUAUGCUUUCACUGGAAAAUAUAUUACUUGAUAUAGUUUAUGGUGGUGUUGUAGUGGGUAUUACUGUUAGCAGUUUUAUUAUGUUGUUAUGGCUUCGAGAGCAGUUUACGAUACAUGGUGGGCCAGACUGGUUGAAUGAUCAAGAUAAUGUUCAAGCCAUACAAAUAGACAUUUUUAUUAGAAAUUUAAUUGCUCGUAGAUUGAAUAAUGUCAACCAUCAAGACGAGAGAAACCCUGUUGUUUUAGAAAAUCCUGGCCCUUUAGAACACGAAGAGGAUCACAUUGCAUUACCACAUGUAAAUAAUAUAGAUCAUCGUCAAGAGAAUAUUGAUAAUGAUCAUGCAGAACAAAAUGAAAAUGAGGAAAUUAACAAUGCAAAUGAAGAUGAUGGAAAUGCCUUUGAAGAAGGUGGCUGGAAUCCUGAUGCAAUUUUAGAAGAUUUAACCUGGGAAAAAUUUUUAGGCAUUGAUGGAUCGUUUGUUUUUUUGGAACAUGUUUUUUGGAUCAUUUCUUUGAAUACAACUUUUGUUUUGGUCUUUGCUUUCUGUCCUUAUCAUGUUGGGCAAGCUUUACUUUCAUGGGCAAAAAUUAAUGGGGAGAUUACUGGCACUGAUUUUGAUGGUGGAGUAAUCCUUCUUUGUGGCUAUCUGUUUAUUGCUAUUUCAUUAAUUCUUGUUUAUUCUGCAUUGCGCUAUACGUCUUUUAAACGAGUUCGUAAAACAAUUGGAUUGUGCUACGUAAUAUUAAAGGUUUCCUUACUGAUGGUUUUAGAAAUAGGACUUUUUCCGCUAAUAUGUGGCUGGUGGUUGGAUAUAUGCUCAUUGCCAUUGUUUGCAAUUACUUUAAAAGACCGUAAAGAGAGUUUCAUAUAUGCUCCAGGCACUACAACUUUUUUACAUUGGCUAGCUGGAAUGCUCUAUGUGUUUUACUUUGCUGCAUUUGUUAUGUUAGUAAGAGAGAUAUUACGACCAGGUGUAUUGUGGUUUAUUCGUAAUAUCAAUGAUCCUCAAUUCCAUCCAGUUAAAGAGAUGAUUCGACUUAGUGUCUUGGGACAUUCCAGAAGGUUUUUGCUUUCUUUGGUUGUUUUUGGAACAACCAUUUUAGUUUUGGUUUGGAUUCCUGUUAAAGUAAUAAAGUAUACUUGUAAAAGUCUUACUCCCUACAAUAUGUCCUUGAGUGGUGAUGCUCCUAUAAGUGAGAUGUCGCUGGAGUUGUUGCUGCUUCAAGUUAUUCUUCCGGCUUUUCUUGAACAAGGGCAUGCUCGAAAAUGGUUAAAGGUUUUCAUUCAGUUUUGGGUUCAUGUUGCAGCCAGUGUGUUAGACUUGCAAUCGUACCUAUUGGGCGAUGUUGAUUUGAAGGAUUGUCCUCCAGAAAGAAUUAUUCAUGUUGAUAAUCAAGGGAAAUGGCAGAGGGGGCCAGUUCCUAAAGGCAUUUCUCCUGAAAAUGCAUUAGAGGGUGUUGGCUCUCCUACAGUGCGUGCAUAUGCUCGUUCACCCAAUUUUGGCAUUAAGUUGACAAUUUUAAUAAGCUGUUGUAUUGUGUCUUUUGUACUUGCAUCAUUUUGCUGUUUUACAAUUCCUGUUCUGGUUGGGCGAUUUGUGUUAUCUCUCUUUUUUGACAAUACAGUGAUUCACGAGCUUUAUACUGCAGCUGCUGGAUUUUAUUUAAUAUGGUUAUUUUUGCGUGCACUAACCACAAUUUAUGCAUAUCCUGCUGGGUAUCAGGGUGUGCUGAAAAAAAUGAAAACUCUUAGCCUUGUGAUUAUCAAAACAUUUGUUACUACAAUUGCAUUAUUUGGGUUUGUACCACUAUUGUUGGGCACUUUUUUUGAGCUUGUAGUUGUUAUCCCAUUACGUGUUCCGCUCGAUCAAACCCCUUUACUUUAUCUGUGGCAGGAUUGGGCACUUGGUAUCUUACACCUGAAAAUUAUCUGUGCCAUAAUAAUGGUUGGACCAGACUGGUGGCUAAAGGAUGCAAUUGAUAGAGUCUACCGCAACGGCUUUAUGAAUAUUAAUUUAAGCUUUAUUUUGAAAAAUAUAAUAGCUCCUGUAUGUGUGACACUUUUACUUGCGAUUACUGCACCAUACUUUGCGGCUAAAGGUGUUUUGCCAUUAUUAGGUUUUGGUCCUGAUUUUGUUACCAUGUGCUUAAGAAGGAUGUAUCCAACACUAAUGCUCUUAGUAUUAUUUACUGGAAUAAUAAUACUGCAAGGAAAGCAAUUUCGAUCAUUGUAUGAAAAAAUAAAGAAUGAAAAGUAUUUGAUUGGAAAAGUUCUCGUGAAUUAUGAACGUAAGCCAAAGCUCGAAUCUCCUGAAUCUGUUGGAAUCAUAAAGUCCGAGGGAAUCUAGAAAUAUUCUAAAGUCGAAUUCUAAGUUUGAACUUAGAUUUUAUUUCGAAGCAGGUUUUAUUUUAUUUAUCAUAAAAAUAGAGGUGUUGAAGAUGUAAACUUUAAUUCGGGGUAUGAUAAUUCAAUGAACAUUUUUUAAUAACAUCAGAAAUUUGAAAAACAAAUCGAUAUCCCUUCAAACGUUUGACUUCAAAUCAAAUGGUUAAUAAGCCGGUGACAGUUAACUUAAAAUUGAAUGUUGUGUUUUAGUCAGUUAAAGUCGAUAUAAAAUCGUAGCCGAUCAAAAACCAAAUGUCAAUCAAAGAUUGUAAUUGAUUUAAAGAUACCUUUGAAUUCUUUUUUUUUUCUUCUGAUUUCAGUAUUUUUUUUUUUUAAUAAAUUAAGAUCUUUUCGAGUAUAAAUCAAAUAUAUACAAUUUUAUAAUGUUUUAUUUAAAACUGUGAAUAUAUUAUAAAUUUGAAGUUUUAUUUUGUGUUCAAAAAACGUUGUAUUUGUUUUACUUGUUCGAUUAGCAUGUCUUUAAAAUAUGUUGUUUUGUAUUAAAGUUUUUUUAAUUAAAAUUAUUACAAAAUAUUGGUAUAUAGAUGCAUAAAAUGUAUUAUAUAAACUAAUUUGUAUAUCGUUGUUAUGCAAUUAUAGUGUUUAAAUGUG